AUGACCGAAGGAGACACCCUUCUCCCAUCUAAUGGCAACGACAAGAGCUACGGCGCUGGCUCGGGGACGCACACGCCAACCAACGCCGCAAACUCACCCCGCCCCAACACAAUCUCCCUUCCCGCCAGCCCCCAGCCGGAUGACAAGGCGGCGGUCCGCAUCGUAACGGCGGCAACGGUCAUCGGGACGGAAACGCAACCCAAGACCACAACCACAACCCCACCUCCAGAGUCCGAGUACCCCGUGCUGGCGUGGGACGUGACCGACACUGGAGGCGCAGGGCACCACCUGUGUUUCCGCGCGUCGCAGUGGCACCUGCUGGGCCGCGACCUGGGAUGGGUCUUCGCGCAUCUGAAUAUGGUCCCGUGGAUCGUCCUGCCUAUGACCUACGACAAGAGUGGCCCAAACAGCUCAAGCUUCCUCGCGGUGAUCGCGCAGGUCAUCAUGAUCCCUUUCUCCCUCAUUCUUACAGUCGCCUUUCUCACUAGUGCCGUCGUGGGUAUCCCGCCGCUCAUCCUCGCACUUGGUGUGCUCCUCCUCUUCAUCUGGAUCGCCGAGAAAGCACAGGGUGCCACGACCCGGUUCGUCACCUCUGAUGAUGCUGUGGGGACCGACACGGAGGCGUGGUUCUUCGUCAAUGGUGUUAUGACGACCAACAGCGGAGCAGAGGACAUUGCAUUGCGCCUGCAUGAGCUGUUCAAGCGCCCGAUCACAGCGGUCCUCAACCGCUCCUACGGCCUCUGGUUUGACCUCCUUGAGUGCAUGAUGCAGCGUGACCUGCUCCUCACUACAAGCGACAUCCGCGUCGGCUACAAGACUGUGCGUAAGGCGGUGCUCGACACACGGCGCAAGCGUAUUGUCAUCAUCGGUCACAGCCAGGGCGGGAUCAUCUCGUCCGCCUGGGCUGACAUGCUUCUCACCGACGUGCCGGCCGAACUCCUUGCCCGCGUCGAGGUUUACACGUUCGCGUCGGCCGCCAACCACUUCUCGCGCCCGGCGGCCGCGGCAGACGGGAGGGGUCAGACCUUUGCGCACGUCGAGCACUUUGCGAACGAGUACGACUUUGUCGCACAGUUCGGCGUGCUCGGCUACGCGCCUGCUCCUGGUGGGCAGAUGGAGGCCGGCGACGACAGGAAUGACCCCCGUUGGGAGCCGUGUACUCCGGCCACGCCAGUCAACAAUUCGGCGCCAUGGGACGGCGCUAGAGACGAGGAAUCUGGUGGCGAGGAGAUGGGUCGGGAUAUCAUCGCGUACGACCCGUCCAAACUCUCACUCAAGGAGAAGCUCGCGCUCGCCAAGCCCAUCUUUGACAACUGGCAGGGCGAGCUGUUGCCUAACGCCAUCGGUGACUUUGGCGGGCGCGUGUUCCUGCGCAUGAACCAUUCCGGACACUUGCUUACGAGCCACUACCUCACCUCUCAGCCUGGCACUUCGAUCCUCGACGACCCUGUUGUCCAGAAGAACUCGCAGCUGGUUACCUACCUGGGCGGGCAGAACGUGAAGGCGUAG
Molecule: messenger RNA, 1509 nt
Organism: Cutaneotrichosporon cavernicola
Lineage: Eukaryota; Fungi; Basidiomycota; Tremellomycetes; Trichosporonales; Trichosporonaceae
Exons: 3
Coding region: 1-1509 (502 amino acids)
Source: RefSeq, a predicted model, not a curated record